UGACUUGUGUCUGCUUCUAGGUCCCAAAUCACUACCAUGAAGUUGAUCUUUCUCCACUUGGCUGUGGCGCUUUGCGCCUUCUACAAAGAUGGUGAUGCCAUAUUUCUCAAUCAAUUAUCAGAUGAACAAAUAAUGGAAAGCAGAUCAGGUGACCAUUUCUUUGCAAGUUCUUCCAAUGACAAUGCAGACAGAAGGAAGAGAUCUUUCGAUGUCACAAGCUCAUCUGAGUACAGCACCUCUGGACCACUCAAUUCUCCAGAAAAAGGAUCCCAUAUUCCAGAAGCCACUCCAAAAUACUCAGAAACAAAUGAGAUUAUUGUGCCACCUAGCAAAAAGCAGGCUCAUCAAAACCUUACAGUGUGUCCUCAUCUACCUUAUUCACUGGAUCUGCUCACACUGUACAAGCCAUACGAAACUUGCGGCCUCUGUGGUAAUUUCAAUAGCACUCCAGGUCAAGAUAUUAAUGAGCACAUUGCCAAUAGUAAAAUUCCUGGUGAUUGUCCCAGUGCUGUUAGUAAAAGCUACGAAGUUUGCGAAGAUGGAGAACAGUACUGUAACAACAUUAUUGGGACUUACUUUGAGAAAUGUAAGAGGGUUGCCACUUUAUCCAGUGACUACAAAGCAGUCUGCGUUGAUGAGUACUGCCAAAGCGGAAACAGAAAUUCUGCAUGUGACACUUUCUCGGAGUUGUCCCGACUCUGUGCUUCUGACGGGCCUGGUGUCUUUGAAUCCUGGAGAGAUGAUUCCAGUGUGGUUUGUGAAAAGCCUCAAUGCCCAGAGAAACAUAUCUACAAAGAAUGUGGGCUCUCGAACCCUGCAACUUGCUCUAACGUGGCUCCUUUUCAAGACAGCGAAUGUGUGAGUGGCUGCACCUGCCAAGAAGGUUAUCUACUGGAUGAUAUUGGAGAGAAAGGAAAGUGUGUAUUAAAGGAAAGUUGUCCCUGUGAAUCCAAUGGAAAAGUGUAUAACCCUGGAGAAGUCCGAGAAGGUCCUUGUGGGUCUCAGUGCACCUGCCAAGAUGCAAAAUGGUCCUGCACCAAUGCAUUAUGUCCUGGAAGAUGUAAGGUGGAAGGAAGUUUAUUUACCACCUUUGAUGAUAAUAAAUACAACCAUCCUGGAAACUGUUACUUCUUGGCCAUCCAUAAUGAAGAUUGGUCUAUUAGUGUUGAGCUUCGUCCAUGUCCAAAUGGUCAGACAGGAACCUGCUUAAACAGUGUUACGCUUCUCUUAAAUUCAUCUGUUUCAGCUGCCAAAUAUGUUUUCAAUAGAGAUGGGACAGUCACAAAGGAUAUGGUUAGAAUUAAAGAUUAUUACUAUUCAGAUGAAAUACAGAUCUUCAAAGUAUCUACCUCAUACAUUCAGGUGGAAACAUACAACCACAUAAAAAUGCAAAUACAGACAGUCCCUGUAAUGCAAUUAUAUAUUUCCAUGCCACCCAACCAAUUCACAGACACUGUUGGACUCUGUGGUUCCUACAACAAUAAAGCAGAGGAUGAUUUCAUGUCGAGUCAGAAUAUAUUGGAGAAGACGUCGCAAGCAUUUGCUAAUUCUUGGGAAAUGAUGCCCUGUCCUAAAGGAACCCCGGCUUCAUGUCUCAGUAUUGAAAAGGAAAAGUUUGCCGAAAAGAACUGCGGAAUUCUUCUUGACUCAAGUGGACCAUUUGCUUCCUGUCACCAAAUUGUGAACCCUAAAUUUUAUCACGAGGAAUGCAAGAAAUAUACUUGUUCUUGUGAAAACAGUCAAGAUUGCCUGUGUACAGUUUUAGGCAACUAUGUGAAGGCGUGUGCCGAGAAGGAAACUUACAUAGUGGGCUGGAGAACCGGAGGAUGUGAACAAUCUUGCCCAACUGGCCUAGUUUUCAAGUACAAUGUCAAAGCUUGCAACAGUUCUUGCCGAUCCCUGUCAGAGAGAGACAGAAGCUGUGAUGUACAAGAUGUCCCAGUUGAUGGAUGCACUUGUCCUGCUGGAAUGUACCAGAAUAAUGAAGGAAAUUGUGUACAGAAAUCUCAGUGUGACUGCUACAUCAACGAUGAGGUUGUGCAACCUGGAAAACUCAUCCAAAUUGAUGACAACAAAUGUGUCUGUCGGGAUGGAGUUCUUCUUUGUCAAACGCCCAUCGAUUUAACCCUAAAAAACUGUUCCGGAGGAGCUGAGUAUGUAGACUGCAGCGAUCCCAAGGCACAGAGAAGAUCUGAUAAAACGUGUAGCACUUGGAAUAUACCUGCUUUUGAAGGUGACUUGUCUUGCAAACGUGGGUGCUACUGUCCAGUUGGGAUGGUUCGGAACUCUAAAGGAAUUUGUGUCCUUCCUGAUGACUGCCCAUGCUCUUUCGGUGAAAGGGAGUAUGACCAAGGAAGUGUCACUUCUGUUGGAUGCAAUGAAUGUACUUGCAUAAAAGGGUCUUGGAAUUGUACACAAAAUGAAUGUCAGACCACCUGCCACAUGUACGGUGAAGGUCACGUUAGAACUUUUGAUGGGCAAAGCUAUAGCUUUGAUGGUCUCUGUCAGUAUUCAUUUCUUGAGGAUUAUUGUGGUCAAGAAAAUGGCACGUUCCGUAUUUUAACCGAGAGUGUCCCAUGCUGUGAAGAUGGGCUUACAUGCUCGAGAAAAAUCAUUGUGGCCCUUCAGGAUCAGAACAUCGUCUUGCAAGAUGGUAAAGUAACGACAAUCAAAAGCGCAGAAAGUCAAGAGUGUGAACUCAGUGAGAAUACCUACUCUAUACACACUGUUGGUCUCUACUUAAUUCUGAAGAUUCAAAAUGGAAUAAUUCUGAUUUGGGACAAAUAUACAAAGAUUUCUGUCAUACUGGACCCACGCUGGCAUGGUAAAGUAUGUGGUCUUUGUGGAAAUAAUAACGGCGAUCUCAAGGAUGAUUUCACAACGAGGCACUCCUCCGUUGCUGCUGGAGCCCUGGAGUUUGGAAAUAGUUGGAAAACGAGUCAGGAAUGUUCAGACACAGUGACUCAAAGUUUCCCAUGUGACUCAAACCCUUACUGCAAAGAUUGGGCUGUGCGGAAAUGUGAAAUCCUCAGGGACAGCACCUUCAGAGACUGUCACAGCAAGGUGGACCCCAGCACUUACUAUGACGCGUGUAUCGAAGAAGCCUGUGCAUGCGACAUGGAGGGCAAGUACCUUGGCUUUUGCACUGCCGUGGCCAUGUAUGCAGAAGCCUGCAACGCAGCCGGAGUCUGUGUCUCUUGGAGGAAGCCAAACCUCUGUCCUGUGUACUGUGACUAUUACAAUGCACCCGGGGAAUGCAGCUGGCAUUACGAGCCCUGUGGUACUGUGACUGCAAAGACUUGUAAAGAUCGGGUAAUUGGCCAGAAGUUUUCCUCACUUUUAGAAGGUUGUUAUGCCAAGUGCCCGGACAGUGCUCCCUAUCUGGAUGAGAACACCAUGAAAUGCGUCAGUUUAUCCGAGUGCAGCUGCUUCUAUAACGACGUCAUCCCAGCCGGGGGAGUCAUUGAAGAUAAUUGUGGAAGGACAUGCUAUUGCAUCGCUGGAGAAUUGGAGUGCACUGAAACUACUACAAUAAAUUCCACAUUUACAGUUUCCACUGUAACAGCUACCUCAGUAUUAAGCACCAAAACGGCGCUUACCUUGGUUACCAGUAGCUCAAGCACAGCAACAUCCAUUCCAGUGAUUACAACAUUGAACAGUGAAACAACAGGAACAAGUCCAGGUCUCACUGAGCCUUUUACUACAGGGACAGCUAGAGUGUCAACAGGAAUAACCACAGCAGCUGAAAAUGGAAGCACAAGUGAAACAACAUUCACAGCAGGCCCAUCCACUGAGAGCAGCCCUGCAACGAGCAUGGGCAGCAGCACGACACCUACCAGUAGCGUCACCUCGGGGCCCGGGACCACAGGAGGGUCUACGGCCUCCAGCACGGCCAGCCCAGGAUCCUCAGCUCCGCCCGCCUCCACUUCUGCAGCUACCAGCCAAAGAGUGACCAGCACCACACCCAAGCCGGGGACAAGCGCGCCCCGGAGCACGAGCACUGAGCACCCGUCCUCUACAGGGAGCACAGGCCCAUCCACUGGGAGCAGCCCUGCAACAAGCGUGGGCAGCAGCACGACACCUACCGGCAGCGUCACCUCGGGGCCUGGGACCACGGAGGCAUCUGCCCCCUCCAGCACGGCCGGCCCGGGAUCCUCAGCUACCCCCGCCUCCACUUCUGCUGGUACCACCCAAAGAGUGACCAGCACCACACCCGGGCGGGAGACGAGCCCACAACUGAGCACGAGCACUGAGCGGCCGUCCUCUAUAGGGAUCACAGGAUCUAGUGGCCCCAGCAUUGGAGACAGCACAGCAACCGCGGGUGCAAGCACCUCUGCGGGCGCAG
Messenger RNA from Chinchilla lanigera (long-tailed chinchilla), 4345 nucleotides. RefSeq names its product mucin 19, oligomeric (gene Muc19). The annotation marks the transcript as partial. The record is from RefSeq and is a predicted model, not a curated record. Lineage: Eukaryota; Metazoa; Chordata; Mammalia; Rodentia; Chinchillidae. Gene Ontology annotation, molecular function: protein binding. The transcript is spliced from 44 exons. Gene Ontology annotation, cellular component: extracellular matrix.